AACCGUUCGUUGACCCAAUGAGGACUUUCAUAAGAUAAGAACUCAUGCGAUGACCCAAUUAUGCUUUAGCGAAAAUAGUUGAAUCACGUUGCAUUCUACUGAAACGUGCUGAACUUAUGAUAUGUUGGGAUACAUCGUGUGCGCGUUCGUGUUCGUCACAGUUUCCAGGUGCGACGAGGGCCAGCGGGAGGUGGUGCUGUUCCACAAAGUGGACACGAACCAAGAUGACCAGCUGACCAGGGCGGAGCUGGACGCUGUCUUCCUGUUGUUUGACAACAAUACCGACGGCCAGGUGACGCCCGAUGAGUUCGUGCAGGAUUGGGUGAACUUGUUCCACAUUGGCGGCUCCCAGGAGGCAAAUACGCUGUUCACGCGGGCCGACACGAACGACGACGGUGUCAUCGACGCUAAGGACAUUCCCGCCAUUUUCUCGUUCUUCGAUGAGAACGCCGACGGAACUGUGGACAUCAGCGAGUUUCUGACCGCCUGGGGCAACAUGUCUCUCCACCCCGUGGAUCAUGUGCACGCUGUCGUCGGUCGCUAGGACGCGGCGAUGACGUCAUGAACUACGUCAUAGCGCAAAUAGUUAAAUAUGUCAGACAAUAAAUACCAGCAAAGAAAA
Messenger RNA from Dreissena polymorpha, 622 nucleotides. RefSeq lists its product as uncharacterized. The transcript has 5 exons. The coding region runs from base 122 to 544 and encodes 140 amino acids. Gene Ontology annotation, molecular function: calcium ion binding. NCBI's taxonomy places the organism in Eukaryota, Metazoa, Mollusca, Bivalvia, Myida, Dreissenidae. The record is from RefSeq and is a predicted model, not a curated record.